Molecule: messenger RNA, 336 nt
Organism: Grosmannia clavigera kw1407
Lineage: Eukaryota; Fungi; Ascomycota; Sordariomycetes; Ophiostomatales; Ophiostomataceae
Exons: 1
Coding region: 1-336 (111 amino acids)
Source: RefSeq, a predicted model, not a curated record
AUGCUGGUCCUGCAGCGGACCAUGCUGUCUGUCGAAGACCACAGCUUUCUGACGGAAUUCGUCCUGAAUAGCUUUAUGUCGUGGAGAUCCGCCGACAGCGGCAUGUCUGCUGAUUAUCUGGCGCAGCUCUUGGAUAUUUGGGAUUAUGCUGUUUUUCUGUUCUCGACCAGUCCCAGUCCCACUAUCAACGGGACGGCACAGGACAACGUGGACACCUCUGUUGCCCCGUCGACCUCUACCGCUGUCUGUGACGCCCGGACUAUAUCGCUAGAUCGUGUGUGGUCUGAUGUCGGCCGUGGUGCUCUAGCAGCCUGUCUGGUGAUCGGUCUUCUGUGA